AUGAGCGCCCCCAACACUACCGGUACCCAAGACAGCGACUUCCAGCCAAAUGGCCGGCCACAAUCUACUCUGGCCCGCGACUUCUCCGCCGCCCUCGAUGACUUAUUCAAGUUGAACGGCAUCGGAGCCUUGGAAGAGUCGGUUGAACAGAAGAAGGACACCCUCCAGACUCAAAAGUAUCAACUGGAUGACCUCGACGCCAGAUUGCGAGAGACCGACGAAAGGCUGAAGCGACUCGAGGCCAAGCAUCACCGCCAUUUGCAAGCGUCAAGCACUCCGCCAAGGCAACCCGUGUCGUCCACGCUCCCAACCGACUACGACGGUGAGGACAGCGGAGAUAGUGACGCGCACGCACAAUCAUCGCCUGCACGAGAGCCACCACGAUGA
Molecule: messenger RNA, 387 nt
Organism: Exophiala dermatitidis NIH/UT8656
Lineage: Eukaryota; Fungi; Ascomycota; Eurotiomycetes; Chaetothyriales; Herpotrichiellaceae
Exons: 3
Coding region: 1-387 (128 amino acids)
Source: RefSeq, a predicted model, not a curated record